Messenger RNA from Camellia sinensis, 1693 nucleotides. RefSeq names its product actin related protein 2 (gene ARP2). The record is from RefSeq and is a predicted model, not a curated record. NCBI's taxonomy places the organism in Eukaryota, Viridiplantae, Streptophyta, Magnoliopsida, Ericales, Theaceae.
UUGUGUUGAUUCAUCUGAUCCGAGCAAACCUAGCAAUUGACGAGACAUAUUAACAACUGCAGAAAGAGUCCUUCUCCUUUCUGUUACUUCACGCAUCUUCAGAGUCCAAGAGAGAAAGUGGCAAUGGCGAUUUGGUGAGAGACUUUAAACUCCAACCAACAACAAGAGUAGAGAGUAAAGACGAGGACGAUGAUGGACAACAGAAAUGUCGUCGUCUGCGACAAUGGCACUGGGUAUGUCAAGUGCGGUUUCGCUGGGGAAAACUUUCCCACCUCUGUGUUCCCUUGCGUGGUAGGAAGGCCGAUGCUACGAUAUGAAGAAUCCCUCAUGGAACAAGAACUGAAGGAUAUUGUUGUUGGAGAAGCUUGCCUAGACUUGCGGCAUCAGUUAGACGUUUCUUAUCCAGUCAACAAUGGUAUUGUGCAAAACUGGGAUGAUAUGGGUAAUGUAUGGGACCAUGCAUUUUUCAAUGAGUUGAAGAUAGAUCCAACAGAAUGUAAAAUUUUACUUACAGACCCACCUCUUAAUCCGUCCAAAAACCGUGAAAAAAUGGUUGAGACCAUGUUUGAGAAGUACAACUUCGCUGGUGUCUUCAUUCAAAUCCAAGCUGUUUUGACAUUGUAUGCUCAAGGCUUACUGACUGGACUAGUCAUUGACUCUGGUGAUGGUGUCACUCAUGUGGUUCCAGUUGUUGAUGGCUACUCAUUCCCACAUCUUACAAAACGAAUGAAUGUAGCUGGACGGCACAUAACAUCUUAUCUUGUUGAUUUGCUUCUGCGUAGAGGGUAUGCGAUGAAUAGGACUGCUGACUUUGAGACUGUUAGGGAUAUCAAAGAGAAGCUUUGCUACAUAAGUUAUGAUUACAAGAGGGAAUAUCAAUUGGGACUUGAGACUACCAUCCUUGUUAAGAAUUAUACUCUGCCAGAUGGAAGGGUCAUCAAAGUUGGCACGGAAAGGUUCCAAGCUCCGGAGGCUCUUUUUACUCCUGAACUCAUAGAUGUCGAAGGUGAUGGAAUGGCUGACAUGGUAUUUCGUUGUAUUCAAGAAAUGGAUAUUGAUAAUCGGAUGAUGCUGUACCAACACAUAGUUUUAAGUGGGGGCAGUACUAUGUAUCCUGGAUUGCCUAGUCGCCUGGAGAAAGAAAUUUUAGACCGUUAUCUUGAAGCUGUUCUGAAGGGAAACAAGGAUGGGUUGAAGAAACUACGGUUGCGGAUAGAGGAUCCACCGCGAAGAAAGCAUAUGGUGUACCUUGGAGGAGCAGUCCUUGCAGGAAUUAUGAAGGAUGCACCGGAGUUUUGGAUUAGCAGAGAAGAUUACCUGGAAGAGGGAAUUGCAUGUCUAAGCAAGUGUGGCCAAGCAUGAAUUUUUGGAUAGGAGAGAGUGUUAGCAUUUAAGUCUUCCAAGAGUUAGGUGGCUAUGCAGUGAUCUAUUUUUGUGAUAAUUCUAGCGAAAGUUUCGCUAUGCCAUAUGUAUCGCCCAAAAAAAAAAAUCUCACCAUGCCAUACCCCUAUCGCUAGGUAUAGGGAAAAAAUUAUGUAUUUUAAUGCUUCCCGCAUAUCUUUAUAUUGGUGGAGCAGAUGUCUAUCAUGUAUAUCAUUGUAACAAUUUUUGUGCUUGAAUUUUCCUUUUAUCCUAUUUGGUCAUAUAUAAUACAGGGAAAUAAAUGAACUUAUAGUUUUGGAGUUUCUAACCA